AUGUCUUCGUCCCUCUUCCGGUCCGCAGCGGCGAGCAGCUCCGCUCGGGUCUCAGGGAGCGCCAUCACCAAACGCGGCUCUAUUUUGGUUUCCGCCUUCGUCGGAUGCCAGCGCGCAUGGCACACCACAAAUUUCUCAAAAGGCCAGGGCCAGAACCUCCAGACCAAAAUUGGCUAUGUCAGAAACGCCCCCACCAGCCUGGCCUUGACCGUGGCCUCCAAGACACCACCAUCUCUGCAACUGAUCCGUCACGCCUCGGUCCUUUCCACUCUCCCCCCCAAGCAGGCAUCCUUCUCAACCGAGACGAUCACCACCCCACCAGCAACCCCUACCACGCCCUACGCCCAGCUUACCGUCGGCGUGCCCCGGGAAACGUACCCGAACGAGCGGCGCGUAGCGCUCACGCCUCAAAACGUCGCCCUGCUCCUCAAAAAGGGGUUCGACAAGGUCCUCGUCGAAAAGGGCGCCGGCGCAGCGGCCGAGUUCCUCGACGACGCCUACGCCACGGCGGGCGCCACGCUAGUCGACGAUGCCUCGGCCGUCUGGAACGGCGCUGAUAUCGUGCUGAAAGUGCGCGGGCCCAGUGCGGCCGAGGCCGAUGGCGCGCGCGAGGGCCAGACGAUUAUCAGUUUCCUCCAGCCCGUGCAGAAUAAGCCGCUGGUGGAGAAGUUGGCUGCGCGCAAGGUGACGUCGUUUGCGAUGGACUUGAUCCCGCGGAUUUCGCGGGCGCAGGUGUUUGAUGCGCUGAGCAGUAUGGCGAAUAUCGCGGGGUAUAAGGCAGUGCUGGAGGCGUCGAACAACUUUGGUCGGUUUCUUACUGGUCAGGUCACGGCCGCGGGCAAGAUUCCGCCGGGGAAGGUGUUGGUCAUCGGCGCGGGCGUGGCUGGGCUGAGCGCGAUUGCCACGGCGAGAAGGCUGGGUGCGAUUGUGCGCGGGUUUGAUACCCGCUCGGCUGCCCGAGAGCAGGUCCAGUCACUUGGUGCCGAGUUCAUCGAAGUGGAACUGAAAGAAGAGGGGUCGGGCACGGGGGGUUAUGCGAAGGAAAUGUCCAAGGAGUUUAUCGCGGCCGAGAUGAAGCUGUUUACGGAGCAGGCGCGGGAGGUCGAUAUCAUCGUGACGACCGCGCUGAUUCCGGGAAAGCCGGCGCCCAAGCUGAUUACCAAGGCCAUGAUCGAGAUCAUGAAGCCCGGGUCGGUUGUGGUGGAUCUGGCUGCCGAGGCGGGCGGAAACUGCGAGAAGACCGAGCCUGGCAAGAUGGUCACCUACAAGGACGUCAAGAUUAUUGGGUACACCGACCUCCCCUCUCGACUGCCGACGCAGUCCUCGACCCUGUACUCCAACAACAUCACCAAGUUCCUUCUCUCCAUGGCCCCCAAGGACAAGGAAUACGGCGUAGACCUGACCGACGAGGUCGUCCGCGGCGCCAUCGUCACACAGCGCGGCCAGAUCAUCCCGCCUGCACCUCGUCCCGCACCACCUCCGGCCCCAGCUGCCUCUGCCUCUUCCGCUGCGGGCAAGAAGGAAGCCGAAGUCGUGGCCCUGACCCCUUUCCAAAAGACCACGCGCGAAGUCAGCCUUGUCACUGGCGGCAUGGGCACAGCUUUGGCUCUGGGCAAACUGACCGGCCCGCUGUUCAUGGGCAAUGCGUUUACCUUUGCGCUGGCCUCGCUGAUCGGCUACCGCGUUGUUUGGGGUGUCCAGCCGGCGCUGCACUCGCCUCUGAUGAGCGUGACCAAUGCCAUCUCGGGUAUGGUCGGCGUGGGUGGGUUGUUUAUUCUAGGCGGCGGGCUUUUGCCGUCAACGAUCCCGCAGGCGUUUGGAGCUGCGUCGGUGCUGUUGGCGUUUGUCAACGUGGCCGGCGGGUUUGUGAUCACGAAGCGGAUGCUGGACAUGUUUCGCCGGCCGACCGACCCGCCAGAAUAUCCAUGGAUGUACGCCAUUCCGGGAGUGCUGUUCGGCGGUGGUUUCCUGGCCGCUGCGUCUACGGGCGCUGCUGGUCUGGUACAGGCUGGUUAUCUCGUCAGUUCGGUCCUUUGCAUCACCUCCAUCUCCAGCCUGGCGUCCCAAGCGACCGCCCGCAUGGGUAACAUGCUAGGCAUGCUCGGCGUCGGGUCUGGCGUUCUCGCUUCGCUGCUGGCCGCAGGAUUCUCCCCAGAAGUCCUCACCCAGUUCGGCGGGCUCGCAGCCCUCGGCUCCAUCGUCGGCUUCCUCAUCGGCAAACGCAUCACCCCCACCGACCUCCCGCAAACCGUCGCGGCGCUCCACUCCGUCGUCGGUCUAGCCGCCGUGCUAACCAGCAUCGGCAGCGUCAUGGCCGACCUAGCGCACGUGUCCACCCUGCACCUGGUGACCGCCUACCUGGGCGUGCUCAUCGGCGGGAUCACCUUCACCGGCUCCAUCGUCGCCUUCCUCAAGCUCGCCGGCCGCAUGUCCUCCAAGCCACUGAUGCUCCCCGGCCGUCACCUUCUCAACUCCAGCCUCCUCGCCACUAACGUAGCCACCAUGGGCGCCUUCGUCACCAUGGCACCCGGCUCCCCGCUAUUCGCGGCCGGCGCACUCGCAGCCAACACCGUGCUGUCCUUCCUCAAGGGCUUCACCACCACAGCCGCCAUCGGCGGCGCCGACAUGCCGGUCGUCAUCACAGUCCUCAACGCCUACAGCGGCUUUGCCCUCGUAGCCGAAGGCCUGAUGCUCGACAACUCCCUGCUCACAACUGUCGGCGCCCUGAUCGGCGUGUCAGGCUCCAUCCUAUCCUACAUCAUGUGCGUAGCCAUGAACCGAUCUCUCGUCAACGUCCUCUUCGGCGGCAUCUCGGCACCCACCACCAGCGACUACAAAGUCGAAGGCACGGUAACCCAAACCACAAUCGACGACACAGCCGAGGCCCUCGCCAACGCCGAAUCCGUCAUCAUCGUGGUCGGGUACGGCAUGGCGGUAGCCAAAGCGCAGUACGCCAUCUCCGACAUCACGCGCAUGCUGCGGGCCAAGGGCGUCAACGUGCGGUUCGCCAUCCACCCCGUGGCGGGCCGCAUGCCGGGCCAGUGUAACGUGCUGCUGGCCGAGGCGAGCGUGCCGUAUGAUAUUGUGCUGGAGAUGGAUGAGAUUAAUGACGAUUUUGGGGAGACGGAUGUGACGCUGGUGAUUGGGGCGAAUGAUACUGUCAACCCGAUUGCGUUGGAGCCCGGUAGUCCGAUUGCGGGUAUGCCGGUGCUGCAUGCGUGGAAGAGCAAGCAGGUCGUUGUCAUGAAGAGGGGGAUGGCGAGUGGAUAUGCGGACGUUCCGAACCCCAUGUUUUACAUGCCCGGCACCCGGAUGCUAUUCGGAGACGCGAGAGUUUCGACGGAAGCCAUCAAAUCCGCCAUCGAAGCUCGCCUUAAGUAG
Molecule: messenger RNA, 3381 nt
Organism: Dichotomopilus funicola
Lineage: Eukaryota; Fungi; Ascomycota; Sordariomycetes; Sordariales; Chaetomiaceae
Product: NAD(P) transhydrogenase beta subunit-domain-containing protein
Exons: 4
Coding region: 1-3381 (1126 amino acids)
Biological process (GO): proton transmembrane transport; NADPH regeneration
Cellular component (GO): mitochondrial inner membrane
Molecular function (GO): NADP binding
Source: RefSeq, a predicted model, not a curated record